AUGUACAUUGGCGUCUGCGUUGCAUUUGCUGUGUUUAUCACAGUUGUUGUCAUCCUCGUGCUUAUUAUACGGCGUCGGAACAUGCAAAACCAGGGAGUCUUUGAUAUGGAACCAGGAUCUGAUGGGAAUUUACCUCCACUUGACAGUGACGAGAAAAAAGCAUCGAAAAAUUGCCAAGAUUUAUCACAUUCUUUUCAUAUCUAUCUAUCUAUCUAUCUAUCUCAGUCUGUUCAUAUCUAUCUAUCUAUCUAUCUAUCUCAGUCUGUUCAUAUCUAUCUAUCUAUCUAUCUCAGUCUGUUCAUAUCUAUCUAUCUAUCUAUCUCAGUCUGUUCAUAUCUAUCUAUCUAUCUCAGUCUGUUCAUAUCUAUCUAUCUAUCUCAGUCUGUUCAUAUCUACCUAUCUAUCUCAGUCUCUUCAUAUCUAUCUACCUAUCUCAGUCUUUUCAUAUCUACCUAUCUCAGUCUCUUCAUAUCUAUCUAUCUAUCUCAAUCUAUUCAUAUCUAUCUAUCUCAGCCUGUUCAUAUCUACCUAUCUAUCUAUCAAUAUGAGUCUGUUCAUAUCUACCUAUCUAUUUCAGUCUGUUCAUAUCUAUCUAUCUAUCUCAGACUGUUCAUAUCUAUCUAUUUACUAUUUAUCUAUCUCACUGUUCAUAUCUAUCUAUCUGCACACCUAUCCCUAGCUGCCUACCUACAGAAUGAGUACUACGUUUCCCUCAUCUUCAACCUCUUCCCGACCACCAAUUUUCCCCUUUUUUUUUUCUUCUUCUUUUUCCCCACUUUCUAUACCCCAUUUUUACCCUCCCCUAACUAUCAAUCGCUGUUAUUAAACAAGGCACACUGUUCCUAUCUUCAUCUUCCCAAUUUUCCUGAACCUUCCUUUUUCUGUCAGACACCACCCCCUGGGGGUUAUUUUUAUACUUUUCUUCUUUUCCCUUUAGAUAUGGUUUCAGUCCAACCAGACCUGACACAGACAGUCGUGACAGUACGUACUGCCAGUGUUGACUCCCCAAACAACAAUGUUGAAACACCAGUAGAUAAAACAGCCGUGAUGACCAACAAAUCUCAGCAACUAGCCCAGACACUGACCAAAAGCAACAGCAAACUGCCCGAUCCACCUUUGAACAGCUCCAUUGAGAAACUCACCAUUAAAAGCAAUAAAAAUGCCAUGACAAUGAGUACAAGCAUGAGUAGCUCUCGACCGACAUCAAACGGAGACAUGCAAUCUUCAAAUCGCCUUUCCCUCAUGUCUGGUCUCUUGCCAUGUAACAUCGACAUUGAGGCCGUAACGUGGGGUACCUUCACACAUACAGGUGGUCGUCUGUGUCUGACUGAAUCAGGUGUAAGCCUGACAAUUCCUGAAGGUGCCAUUCGGAAAGGACAAAAUGAAGAUGUCUUCCUUGCAGUAUGCCGAGAUGACAAAGACAGACCUAAAUUAACAGACAAACAAACUAUUCUCAGCCCUGUAAUACUGUGCGGACCUGCAUCAGUCAUGUUGAAGAAACCUGUUGUGAUAUCAUUUCAACAUUGUGCUAAUAUGAGGCAAGGUGCUUGGAUACUGUCCGUCUAUAAUUGCGAUACACCAAUUGAGGAAGCUUCUUAUUGGACAAAAACGGUGACUCUUGGCCAAGAAACAAUCAACACACCAAUCUACACACAACUUGAUCCGAACCACUGCCACAUCAUGACAGAACAGCUUCAACGUUACACACUCAUUGGGGAGUCAGUACCCGGGGGCAGAGCAAUCAAGAUACUGCGACUUGUGGCUUUUGCCCCUGCUAUGCCACCUUCCAUGGAUUACAGCAUUCGAGUCUACGUUGUGGAAGAUACACAAGAUGCACUCGAGGGUGUAAUCCAAGUGGAAAGGAAACUUGGUGGUUGUCUGCUUGAUAAACCCAAACAGAUUCCAUUCCAAGACGGUGGGAAUAAUUUGUGUCUUACCAUUGAAGAACUCUCACAAGGGUGGAGGAGCAAACUAGCAGCCAACUAUCAGCAAUCUCAUAUAGCUUUCCAUUUUUUCUUUCUUUCAUGGCUUUCUUUCUUUUUCUCCUCUCUUCUUAAUAUCUCCCCAUUCUUUCUUUCUUUGGUGAUGUCUCCCCACUUUUUCUUUCUUUGCAUCUUCCUUUUCUUUCUUUCUGAACUUUCUUUAUUUUUUUUAAACUUCCCACUCUUUCCUUCUUUGAUAAUACCUCCCCACUCUUUCCAUAUUCCCUUUCUUUCUAUUUUUCCUUUUCUUUGA
Molecule: messenger RNA, 2235 nt
Organism: Acanthosepion pharaonis
Lineage: Eukaryota; Metazoa; Mollusca; Cephalopoda; Sepiida; Sepiidae
Source: the annotation of a GenBank genome assembly